UAUACACGCUAUCAUGCAUGUGCCUCACAGAUAAUAUUUAAACAACGUUAGUUUUCGGUUCGCCGCCACAAUUCAUCUAAUCUUCGUUAGUGAACACGCUGUCCUGCGUUCAUGGAUAUUUGAGUGCUUACCAUUUAGAAAAAAAAAAACAUUUGUAUCCUGCAAGAUGCUGUCAACUAAAUUUUGAAAUGGAAAAAACAACUCAAACUGGGGGUGUUGAGAUAGUGCCCCCCAAGACCGGUUUAUUUUGACACUUCGCCGCAUACUAUUUUGCCAGACAAGCAGCAGACUUCAACAUCAUCAAGCAAGAAAUCAUUAUCGUUACAGGAAACUCCAGGAACCACAUAAUUUCCAAUAGAAUGAAUUUUAAGAAUAUACUCGCUACGUUCGUUGUGGUUGGAAUGAUGUGGAUGUCUACUUUGUGUAAACCGAUCCCAAUACCAGAAUCAGCGAAAUCUUCUUCCUUGUUUCGACUCCUGGAUCACAAGCCGUCUGUGAUAUUAGCAUCCUGCUGGCAGUUUAUUCGAGGGUACCGGACGCAGCUUUUGACUACUAUGUUUGUCUUGGAUAUAAGCACCGCUGGUUUUAGACUGAUUACGUUUUGGCGUCUCUGCUGUUUCAUAAUACAUUGCGCAGAAUUCGGAUUCAUGUUCCUGUUAAGCACCAUACGCACCUACAUACAAAAACUGUGAUAAAGACUGUACAUGUCGGAAUCCCAGUUAAACCUGUCAAAACUCAUCACGAAAGUAUAGAAGAUGAUGGAUGGGAGUAUGAAAAAAAAAAGAAGUCGAACCAUUAUCUAAAAUUAAUUAAUAAUUAGUUUCUACUAAGUCGCGUACAACUACAUCAAACCAUUCAAUGUAUUCUUUACAAAUUCACGGUGAAAUAAAAUUAAUACAAAUUGGAGAAAGCUCCAGUAUGAAUCAGCGUCCAUCUAUUUUCGUAUGUAUGUAGCUAGCCACCACCCUAGUUUGAGUCUAGCUCCACUUCAGUAAGCUUCAAUUUCGAUACCAUUCUACAUUCAACAUACCGCUGAAUAAAGUAAAAUAUCGCCAAAGGGGCGAUACUAUCAUUUUGUCAAUAUCAAUAACAAAAAUAAAUUUUAAUUUAAUAAUUUCAAAUAUUUUAUGAAGUUUUGGGUUUCGAUCACUGAAUCAUGCAAUCUAGGAUGUAAAAAACACAAUAGUUCUUAAAUAGGAAAUAAAACCAAGUCUGGAAAUAUUCACUGUUGAUUUUCUUUGAAUGGUAUCACUGCUAGUAUCGCCCUUUUCAAGAAAAAGCGUUGAUUUCUUAGUUCUCAGUCGCGUUGGAAA
Molecule: messenger RNA, 1313 nt
Organism: Topomyia yanbarensis
Lineage: Eukaryota; Metazoa; Arthropoda; Insecta; Diptera; Culicidae
Exons: 5
Coding region: 360-692 (110 amino acids)
Source: RefSeq, a predicted model, not a curated record